AGGACACUCAUGUCCAUGGGGAAGCGUAAGCCCCCUGAGGAGGAAAACAAGUCAGGACUUGGCAAGGAGAGAAUGUCGGACGGGACUACUGCAACAGUGGGGUCCCGGGACCACAGACUCACUCCUCUCUUACCCUCGCCGCUGUGAGCCGGAGGAGCUGAACAUCCAUCCCCUUCCACUCCAGGCCUGGACUUCCUGCCAAGAGCCAGCACCACCAUGAGGGCGGAACCCACGAACGCCACCAACAUCUACGACGCCAGCGAGGAUUAUUUUGGGUCGCCUAACAGCUCAGACUAUAUGCUGGACGAUGAGAGCUUUCUGUGUUCCCUGCAGGAGGUCAGGAACUUCUCCGGGCUGUUUGUGCCACUCGCUUACUCCUUCAUAUGUGUCUUUGGCCUCCUGGGCAAUAUUCUGGUGGUGGUCACCUUUGCUUUCUAUAAGAAAGCCAAGUCAAUGACAGACGUUUAUCUCUUGAACAUGGCUGUCGCAGAUAUACUCUUUGUCCUUACCCUCCCGUUCUGGGCAGUCAACCACGCCAGCGGCGAGUGGAUCUUCAGCAACGCCAUGUGCAAGCUGACGCGGGGCAUCUACGCCGUCAACUUUAACUGUGGGAUGCUGCUCCUGACCUGUAUCAGCCUGGACCGCUACAUUGCCAUCGUGCAGGCCACCAAGUCCUUCCGGCUCCGGUCCAGAACCUUGGCGCACCACAAAAUGAUCUGUUUGGUCGUGUGGGUGCUGUCCGUCCUCAUCUCCAGCUCCACCUUCACGUUCAACGAGAAAUACAAGCUGCAAGGCAGCGACGUCUGCGAGCCCAGGUACCACUCGGUCUCCGAGCCCAUCCGGUGGAAGUUGCUGAUGCUGGGGCUUCAGCUCCUCUUCGGCUUCUUCAUCCCGCUGGUGUUUAUGAUAUUUUGCUACAUGUUUAUUGUCAAGACCUUGAUUCAAGCUCAGAAUUCUAAAAGGCACAGAGCCAUCCGCGUGAUCAUCGCAGUGGUCCUCGUGUUUCUGGCUUGCCAGAUCCCGCACAACAUGGUGCUUCUUGUGACGGCCGUGAACCUGGGCAGGACGGACCGCUCGUGCAGCAGCGAGAGGCUGCUGGGCUACACCAAGAACGUCACCGAGGUCCUGGCUUUCCUGCACUGCUGCCUCAACCCGGUGCUCUACGCCUUCAUCGGUCAGAAGUUUAGAAGCUACUUUCUGAAGAUCAUGAAGGACCUGUGGUGUGUGAGGAGGAAGCAGAAGGCGGCGGGCUUCUCCUGCUCCCGGCUGCACUCGGACACCUUCAUCUCCCGGCAGAACAGCGAGACAGUGGACAACGACAACCCAUCCUCCUUCACCAUGUGAUACCCUGCGCCCAGGCUCGGCACAGGUU
Hippopotamus amphibius kiboko is the source of this 1372-nucleotide messenger RNA. RefSeq names its product C-C motif chemokine receptor 6 (gene CCR6). The record is from RefSeq and is a predicted model, not a curated record. The transcript has 3 exons. Gene Ontology annotation, biological process: positive regulation of dendritic cell chemotaxis; G protein-coupled receptor signaling pathway; thymocyte migration. The coding region runs from base 217 to 1344 and encodes 375 amino acids. Gene Ontology annotation, cellular component: membrane. Lineage: Eukaryota; Metazoa; Chordata; Mammalia; Artiodactyla; Hippopotamidae. Gene Ontology annotation, molecular function: C-C chemokine receptor activity.